Camelus dromedarius (Arabian camel) is the source of this 1813-nucleotide messenger RNA. RefSeq names its product SHOX homeobox 2 (gene SHOX2). The record is from RefSeq and is a predicted model, not a curated record. Gene Ontology annotation, cellular component: nucleus. Gene Ontology annotation, molecular function: DNA-binding transcription factor activity, RNA polymerase II-specific; sequence-specific double-stranded DNA binding. The coding region runs from base 2 to 1075 and encodes 357 amino acids. Gene Ontology annotation, biological process: regulation of transcription by RNA polymerase II. NCBI's taxonomy places the organism in Eukaryota, Metazoa, Chordata, Mammalia, Artiodactyla, Camelidae. The transcript is spliced from 6 exons.
GAUGGAAGAACUUACGGCGUUCGUCUCGAAGUCUUUUGACCAGAAAGUGAAGGAGAAGAAGGAGGCGAUCACGUACCGGGAGGUGCUGGAGAGCGGGCCGCUGCGAGGGGCUAAGGAGCCGACCGGCUGCGCGGAGCCCGGCCGCGACGACCGCAGCAGCCCGGCAGUCCGGGCGGCCGGCGGAGGCGGCGGAGGAGGAGGAGGCGGAGGCGGAGGAGGCGGAGGAGGUGUAGGAGGAGGAGGAGCAGGCGGAGGAGCUGGAGGAGGGCGCUCUCCCGUCCGGGAGCUGGACAUGGGCGCCGCCGAGAGAACCAGGGAGCCGGGCAGCCCGCGGCUCACCGAGGGGAGAACGAAGCCAAGGCCGGCUAAGGUCCAGGCUGUGCUGUUUCUUUCGGUGGACACUUUAGGCUCUUGUCUGUUUGUUUUAUCCCCGGAGCUGAAGGAUCGCAAAGAAGAUGCGAAAGGGAUGGAGGACGAAGGCCAGACCAAAAUCAAGCAGAGGCGAAGUCGCACCAAUUUCACCUUGGAACAACUCAAUGAGCUGGAGAGGCUUUUUGACGAGACCCACUACCCGGACGCUUUCAUGCGCGAAGAACUGAGCCAAAGACUGGGGCUGUCCGAAGCCCGAGUGCAGGUUUGGUUUCAAAAUCGAAGAGCUAAAUGUAGAAAACAAGAAAAUCAACUUCAUAAAGGCGUCCUCAUAGGGGCUGCCAGUCAAUUUGAAGCUUGUAGAGUAGCACCCUACGUCAAUGUAGGUGCUUUAAGGAUGCCAUUUCAGCAGGAUAGUCAUUGCAACGUGACGCCCUUGUCCUUUCAGGUUCAGGCGCAGCUGCAGCUGGACAGCGCCGUGGCGCACGCGCACCACCACCUGCACCCACACCUGGCCGCGCACGCGCCGUACAUGAUGUUCCCGGCGCCGCCCUUCGGACUGCCGCUCGCCACGCUGGCCGCGGACUCGGCCUCUGCCGCCUCGGUUGUGGCUGCUGCUGCCGCCGCCAAGACCACCAGCAAGAACUCCAGCAUCGCGGAUCUCAGACUGAAAGCCAAAAAGCACGCGGCUGCCCUGGGUCUGUGACGCCAACGCCAGCGCCAACGUCACGCCUGCAGCUUGGCCCGCAGCCUGCACGCCCUCCGAGCCCCGCUGCUUCUCCAUUACCUGCUCCAGACUUCCGGAGCCGAACCUCUUUUCGCCCCGCUGAUCUCCCCUUGCCCCCUUCCGCAUCCUGGACUCGGAAGGCGGGACCAGGGAUCCCACAAGGCGCACCAGUUCCGUGGCUCCUAACCUACCCAAGGGCCUAGAAAUCGGCAUUGUAGGGGCAGGUUUGGGGAAGUCUGGAGAGACACUGGACAAGAGAGUGCUGGGACAGUCGAGUGUGGCUCACGGCAAAACUGCACGAUGGACUCUUGCGUAGAAAUAAAAAUCCUGUUGUUACAAAAUGAGGAGGAAAAAAAGUAGAAAAGACGAGCCAGAGAGAAAAAGAGAAAGGAAACUUAUUUCUUAUUGCUAUUCGGCAGAAGCUGAAAUCGGAGAGAGAACCAAGGAACAAAAAAAGAAAAAAAGAAGUUAAAGUAUUUUGUACAUUAAAAAAUAUGGAAAAAUAACGUGGACUAAUCUCGAGAGAAUGGGAGGGAGUUACCAACUUAAAAUGUACGUUUUUUUUUUUAAAUAUGGGCUAAGAAGGCAAAACAGAGGAAGAGGUAUACUUAUUUAAAGAAUUAAGAUGGAAAAAAGUACGCAGCUGGAAAGUUCACAGGUUUUGAAACUGACCUUUUUCUGCGAAGUUCACUUUAAUACAAGAAAUUUGAUAAGAGA